Molecule: messenger RNA, 2404 nt
Organism: Pocillopora meandrina
Lineage: Eukaryota; Metazoa; Cnidaria; Anthozoa; Scleractinia; Pocilloporidae
Source: the annotation of a GenBank genome assembly
UGUACCACGAAAGUUGAAUGGAAAGAUUGCCACCAAACACGAUCACAGAGAAGGAAAUCCUUCGUUUUCAAGAGGAUGGGGCUCUUUGUUUAAGAGCUGUUUUCAGUCAUAGAUGGAUUGAUCUCUUGCGAAGAGGGAUUGAAUUCAAUAGGCUCCACCCAUCCGAUAUGACAAGACGUAAGGGCCACACGCCUCUCUUCUUUCACGAUUACAGCAACUGGAAAAAUAUUCCUGAAUACGAGGAGUUCAUUCGCCAUUCCCCAGUUGGCGAAAUAACAGGACGAAUUCUUCAGUCUUCGGUAAGGGAGUCGCCAGUUUGCUUUGCAUGACACCGACUUGUUUUAGCGUUGGAAACUGCUAACCACAUCCUUCCGCGGUGCGGUUUUUCCAGACCUCUUUACAAAAAGUAGCAAAGCAAAACCAAAGCAAUCCGGUUUUUUUCUCCACACCUAAUUAAAAGCGUUCUUAACACAUGGUACCCAUCCUCUGUGGCAGGUGUUUGCGCGGAACAUGGGAGAAGAAAAAAUGGAGAUGAGGGUAUGGGGAAGAGAAAUCCUAUCGAGCUUUCCUCUCCCUCCAGAUUUCACCUCUGUAAUUGUACAAAAAAAUAUCCUUAUUCAACACGUGCUCCUGUAAAUUUAAAUGCCACUCUUAACUGCCUGGCGUUUAGUAGUCAUUUGCAAGAGAUGUCACCACAUUUUCAGCUUUAUUGUCAAUUGUUAAUCUCCUUAGGUAGCUGCGCUGUAUUCCAAUCACGUGAUUGUGAAAGACAGCGGAUCAACCAAACAAACUCCAUGGCACCAGGAUCAGGCUUAUUAUGAGAUUGAUGGACAGCAGGCAUGUGUAACCUGUGAUUUAUGGUCGGUUUAUCUGAUCUCGUACCCAGAUCUUACCUUGUAACUUUAACUGAGAUGUACAACCGCUUGGUCUUGAAAGGUCUGGGUACGAGACUACGGUUUAGGAAUAAUUAUGUAAGUUCUGUUUGACUUAUAUAAAUGCGCUAAAACAAUUUUUACAAGGUAAGGAAUAAAAACUUGAUAGAGCACAGUAUUUCGAUUGAGCAUCGUCAAACAAAAACCAAAUUAUUUUAACGGCCGAUCAGACCAAAAUGUCAAAAGGAACCAAUGAGAAACUAAAGUUUAGUUUUGCAUUUGAUUGGUCGAGAGGUUGGCGUGAAUCUUCUUAACCGAUCAAAACAAUGCAAUCCCAAAUGAUCCCGGGUUACUUUUACACGUCACAAUCUCUGCUCUCAUACCGCUGAAGAUUCAGAAUAAUGAUGGUCAUUAUAAAAAAAAUCAAUCAAAUUAUUUGGCAUAGCCUUGGAGGUCGUUAUUUUAUCGUUUUUUGUUCUUAUAAAAAGAUAUUUGCUUACUCAGGUUUGUUCUGUGUGGCUCCCAGUGGACCCAGUCUCCGAACACACCUGUCUUCGUCUUGUGAAAGGUUCUCACAAGUUUCCACAUUACUUUAAACCUGUUCAUUUUGACGGCCCUCCUUUUACGUCCUACGAAACAAAGCCUGGAAAAGAAAAGAGAGCUGAUGAAUUUCUUUCGACACCAGAUGUUGAUGGAAACGACCAAUAUCAAGUCUUGUCCUGGAAUAUGGAGGUGGGUUAGCCCUUAGAAAACCUCCCUCACCCUCCCCCCGCCGUCCGAAUAAAACCUACUGUUGUCAAUCUAACGCUGAUUUUUCGAAGGGUAGAUAGCGAAAUCCAUUGGAUAAAUCACUUAGAAGUUGAUUGUUCAGAUCUCAUUUAUGUUUUAGACCCUAGAAAGAUGCUGAAAUCGCCAAUCCUGCGUCAUGAAUUUUGCCCACGUAAGCAAACAUUGUAGCAUCAUUUAACUCCACAACAUUUACCACAUUUAAUUAACUGCGAAGUUAGUGACUAGAUAGCUUGAGUUUUUUGAAAAAAACUGAAAUAACGGUGCCAAGGAGAUUGGGAAUCUUUAGUGUGAGGCCUCUAAAUUAGAUUUAGUUGACCCAAUGUUCUCUUAGAUUUCAUUAUCACGUAACUGGAAACUUCUUCAGUUCUCGGCGAACCUAUUGCAUUCCCGUGUAUUCCUCUAAGUGUCACAGCACUUUUGUAAUGUGAAUGCUUUUCUCCCGGCUGAAAUAAAAUAUCCAUCAAGCUAAGAAAGGCAGCCGAUGAUGAUCUCUAUAUUUCAUCUAUUAUUUUUUUCUUUAGCCGGGAGACUGCAUUGUUUUCCACAUGAAAACAGUUCACGGUGCGCAUGGCAAUAAUCUAGAGACGCCUCGACGAGCUUUCUCUACACGAUGGCUGGGAGAUGAUGCUGUUAAAGGAGAACGACCUUGGAUAAAUCUACCACCAAGUAACGAGAUCAGAAACUUGAAAAUAGGAGAGAACCUCAUUAAGUCGGGUGCAUUCACUGUUACUUGGACCGUAUAG